Molecule: messenger RNA, 1414 nt
Organism: Drosophila subobscura
Lineage: Eukaryota; Metazoa; Arthropoda; Insecta; Diptera; Drosophilidae
Exons: 2
Coding region: 262-1335 (357 amino acids)
Source: RefSeq, a predicted model, not a curated record
CAGCGCUGCCACCCCGCGGACAACUUGUUGCUGUGACGUCACAACUAGACACGGACACACCAACACACGCAUGAAUUUGGUCAAUAUGGCAAACAAUCUGUCAAACCCACAAUUACAACAACAACCGCGCAUUGACAGUUCGUCAAUAGGUCCAUACAUAAUCCGUACUCCCGAAUUUUCUCGGCCCUGGCGAGGAAAGUGGCCCGAAAAGUGGCACUGAAAACGCUAACCAAACAAAAACAAAAAGCCCAGCCCUACUAAAUGCUCCCCCAACCGCCGCCGCCGCACACCUUCAAGGUAAUGUCCGGGCCCGACGAGUGCCGCCAUUACCUGCGGGCGUUUAUCCACACAUAUCGCGACCUGCCCGUGCUCUGGGACACCUCGAUGCGGGACUACACUAAUCGGGAGAAGCGGGCGAAGGCGUACCUGCGGCUGGUGCCCAUCUAUCAUUACCUCAAGCGUGACGCGACUGUCGAGGAUGUGAAGAAGAAGAUCAACACGCUGCGGACCAACUACCGUAAGGAGCUGAAGGUGAUGGAGAGUGCUGUGCGGUCUGGCACUCAUCACAGUCCCCGCUGCUGGACCUUCCAGGAGCUGGACUUCCUGCGCAACUCGGAGAAGUUCUUGGCCGUCAACCCGUUCUUCAAGAACGAACCAUCCUUCCUCUUCAGUGAGAACAGCAGCUGCUCGACGGCCUUCAUCGACCAGCACGGCAAUCCCCAGCAGCAUUAUCCGACGCCGCGUGGAUCGGUCGGACAAACCCCAAACAUAAACAUUUCUGAAAUGUUCCACAAAUCGUUUGGGCAUGCCCAGCGUGUGGACAGCCUCCCGACGCCGUCGCAGCCUUCGCACUCCGACUACGGGCCAACUAAGAGGGCCCGACAGACGCCUCCGCUGAACAACGGCCCUGGAGGCGGAUCUGCCAGUGCGAACAACAGCCACAACGCGGACGAGCUGCUCAACAUUGCUUGCGAGUAUUUGGCCGGGACCUAUCCCGAGGAGGAGUCGAUAGCCCGCACAUGGACGCACAAGCUGCGGCGUCUACCCCGCGAGCAGCGGCUCUUGGCCGAACGCUUCAUCAACGAGAUUCUGUUCGAGGCCGAGUCCAACAAUCUCCACCGAGGCUCCCUCCAGAUCAACAAUAGCUUCGAGCCGUACGUCCGCUACGACGAGGCUUCCGCGGGGCAGGAGGAUCAGGACAAGUCGCAGAGCCCCAGUGUCCACACGUCCACAGAGUCCAAGGCGAUUGUCGCAGCAGAAGCAGCGGCAGUCGAUGCUGCUGCAGAAGCAUCUGCCGGCAGCGGAGGAGCCACGGUGGAGAUUAGAGAGUUCUAGGGCGCACGGAGCACCGAUUAGCCUUAAGUGUUAUUAAGUUUUUAUUUUCUGAUCGGACGUAAAACGUAAAACGAGGAAU